Messenger RNA from Parastagonospora nodorum SN15, 1539 nucleotides. RefSeq lists its product as hypothetical. The transcript has a single exon. Lineage: Eukaryota; Fungi; Ascomycota; Dothideomycetes; Pleosporales; Phaeosphaeriaceae. The record is from RefSeq and is a predicted model, not a curated record. The coding region runs from base 1 to 1539 and encodes 512 amino acids. Gene Ontology annotation, cellular component: endoplasmic reticulum. Gene Ontology annotation, molecular function: ubiquitin binding.
AUGGCGGAGCCGAAUGUCGAUAUCGCUGCGUUGACCGCCGACCAGCAAUCCGCACUUCAGCAAUUCACUGCAGUAACAGACCAAGACCUCGCUACCGCCGUACCUCUCCUCCGCCGUUGCGAAUGGAACGUGCAAAUAGCUAUCGCCCGUUUCUUCGACGGCGAGCCCGCCGUUGAUGCCGUCGCAGCAGCUGCGGCGGAGCAGGCACCCCAAGAUAUUCGUCGACAAGAGACGCUCUUGAACGGCUUCACAUCAUCACCGCGAACUUCAACAUCGAGUAGGAGAGUCCGGGUAGAGCCUGCGCCGCGCGUAGUACCGCAGCCAGAGAACCAAGUCAGCACGCAGGCACCACUUGUACUAGCGAUACUGUUCGCGCCGUUCUCGCUCGUCUUCUCGCUGCUGUCAAAAUACUUCCGGUUCAUGGGAUGGAUGUUCCCCUUCAUACCACGCACCUGGGGGCGUCUCACCGCAAGCAACAUCAACCGCCCAAGAGCACGAAGCGGCGCAGCUACAGGCCGGAGACCGCUCAACCCCCGCGACACGGCUGCGCGCUUCAUACGAGAAUUUGAGGAGGAAUAUGGACCACAUCAGCUGCCGCUCUUCGAGGGUGGCUACGCGCAGGCAUUCGACCUCGCGAAGAAGAACCUCCAGUUCUUGCUCGUUGUGCUCGUAUCGCCCGAACAUGACGAAACCACCUCCUUCGUCCGAAACACUCUCCUCUCCCAAGAGGUCAUCGACUUCGUCCGAGACCCCAACAACAACAUCAUCCUCUGGGCCGGCAACGUGCAAGAUAGCGAAGCAUACCAAGUCUCAUCCGCCCUCAACUGCACCAAGUUCCCCUUCGCCAGCCUAAUCGUCCACACCCCCCAAGUCUCCUCGACCGCCAUGGGCAUUGCAACACGGAUAGCCGGCCCCACACCCCCCGCGCAAUUCAACUCCAAACUGAAGACCGCAAUGCAACAACACACCGAGCCCCUCAACCGCGUCCGCGCCCAACGCCAAGAACAACAAGCCACACGCAAUAUCCGCCAGCAGCAAGACAGCGCCUAUGAGCGCAGCCUAGCAACGGACCGUGAGCGCGCUCGCAAGAAGAAGGAAGAAGCCGAGCGCAAAGCGCGCGAGGAAAAAGAAGCCCUCGCCAAACAAGCCGCAGAGGAGAAAUACGCCGCCAACCUCGCUCAAUGGCGCAAAUGGCGCGCCGCUUCCAUCCCCCCCGAACCCCCUGCAGACACCAAAGAUGUCGUGCGCAUAGCCGUCAAACUCCCCUCUGAAGAGCGCGUAGUGCGCAAAUUCAGCUCAGAUGCGCACAUUGAGGAAUUGUACGCUUUUGUCGAGUGCUAUGAUUUCCUCGACGCGGAGUCGGAAAAGGCGUCUGAGCCAGAGGGGUUCGAGCAUGAGUACAAGUUCCAGCUUGUUAGUCCGAUGCCGCGCGAGGUGUAUGAUGUCAAGACUGGUGGGACGAUUCGGGAGCGCAUUGGGAGGAGCGGGAAUUUGAUUGUUGAGCGGACGGAUAUUGAAGAGGAAGAGGAUGAAGAGUAG